AUGGAGCUUCCCGAUGCCCUCAGCCCAGACAACCCAGGCCAUGCCCAGACCAUAUACCAGGCCAUCGAGGCGUCAACCCAGAGCCCCGUCCCGGAAGUCAGGAAGCCCGCGGAGCAGCUGCUCAAAGCUUGCGAAGAGCUUCCCGGGUACACCUCCGUGCUAGCCGCCAUCGCCACAACACACGCCGCACCGACGGACGCUAGAGCCACGGCCGUUAUCUUGCUCAAGAACAUGGUCAGGGUUCGGUGGAGGUCGAGGGGUGGGAGGGGUGCUGUGGUGGGGGACGGGGAGAAGGCUGCGCUGCGAGAGGUCCUGGCUGGUGCUGGCAUGGAGGAGCCAGAAGAGCGGGUGGUCUCGCAGCUGGCCGUCCUCAUGGGCAAGAUUGCGAGGGUGGAUUGGCCGGGGCAAUGGCCGCAGCUCUUCCCUAACCUGGUGGCCUCUCUUUUGUCGGGCAGUCCCCGCCGACAGAGGAUGUCCCUGUGCGGCACCAACGAAGUGCUGAAAGAGCUUUCAAUGAAAAGGAUUGGGUUCGACAAGGCCUCCUUCAUCAAGACAUCGGCCGAUCUCCUUCCGGUGCUGUGCCAAGCUUGGGACAGCCAGUGGGCGAUAAUAGAGGGCCUCUUGCCGUUGGUAGCGGCGGGAAACGUUCCUGACCCUGGUGGCUCUGACGGGGCGACGGCGGCCGUAGAGGCUGUCCCGCUGGGUACCGUUUGCAUAAAGAUAAUACGGCGGCUUUUGCAGUUCGGGAUUCCCGGGUUAGACCACCCUAGCAUAGAGCUCCUGUUUUCGGGCCUGCUACACCGGAUGCAGAGCGUGGUGGCGGCUUUAGAGCAGCACCAGGCUAAGGCGAGAGCUGCGUUGAGCCCGAACGUAGGUGGGGGCAAGGAGGACGGGGAGGCGGCAUUCUUGGGCGAGCUGCAGGAGCUAGCGGAGCGGAUGGCUUGCACGGCCGUCGACGCGCAGAAGGAUCACCCCAUUGGCUUUCGGAGGUAUCUUUCGGCGUACCUGUCGUUUUUUUGCGAGCAACUGUCCGCCAUGGCUCGUGUCCGGGCGACUUGCCCAUCCAAGGGAGUGGGAGGAACGGGGGCGGGUGUGGGUGCGGUUGCCGGGGGAGGGUUGUGGCGGGAGGCGCCUGAGACGUUCGGAGGCGUGGUGGACCCGCAGUCGAUUGGACCGUUCUGCAUCCAGUGCAUGUCCUUUGUCGCGAACGUCGUCUGCUGCUCUAGCUACCGGGAGGAGGUCCUUCAGAAGGCUAUCGCGGCGGCCACCGUAGCACCGGGGGGUGUUGCUCCGGUUACCGCUAGACGCCCGGGGGCCGGGAGGAUCAUUACGGGCAAGGGUGACGCCAUCAUCACUGCAGAUAUCGCGCGCGAGAUCUCGUCUGUGAUGACCGACUUCUUCACCAAGGAAAGGGUGGAGGCGUUGUUGGGCCUGCUUCUCGAGGGGUACUUGCCGUUGACGCCGGUAGAGCUGGGGGACUGGGAAGACCAGCCGGAGGACUACUUCCUCCUGCAGGAUAGCAUGGAGGCCAGAGAGAGUGUUAGGGUGAGCGCGCAGCAAGUCUACAUGGCUUUGCUCGAGGCAAGCGGAAACAACGUGGGGGGCGUCCUCGCUGCGGCAGUCGCCAACAUGCUGUCGCAGGGCGUUCAAGAACAGAUCGAGACCUGCCGGCAAACUACCAUCAGCCCUCAAGUGCUGGCGUGCGACGCCCUGUACCUGUGUGCCGGUCUGGGUGCCUACACCGUCAAGCAGCACUUCGACUUCCAGGCGUGGUUUCAGGCGUUCCUGGGGCCGGCGCUCGAAGCGCUUGUCGCGACCAUGCAGGCCAGAGCGCUGCAGGCACCGGCCGUAUCGGACUCCUGCGGCCCGAUGGUCUUGUUGCGGCGAUUGAUGUGGCUUCUGGGCUGUUGGGCGGAGCAAAUACCGGCAUCUCUCCGCCCCGCUCUCGUGCAGGCAACGGCGAACGUCAUGAAGGCAACAGAGGCCGACAUGGUGAUUCGACUGUCAGCCCUCAGUGCGCUCCGAAGCUUGCUUUCCCUGUGGGAUCUCGACCCCGAGCAAUGCCUUGCGCCGGCACUUGGGUGGCUGGUGCCUGCUCUGUACGCCAUGUUUAAAGAUGUCAGGGAAAUGGACAAUCGUCAGGAGGUUUUGACGGUGAUGUCGGAGAUGCUGGAGAGAUCGGGACGGCUGCUCGUGCCUCACUGCCAGGCUGCAGUGGCCGGGCUGCCCGACGUGUGGAGUGCCACCUCGUCUCAAACACCGCUCAGAUGCUCCUGCCUUCAGGUGAUGACGCACGUGGUCGACGCGCUGGGAAGAGACAAGGGUCCAGACCUUGACCGAAUAGCCCUGGCGAUGGUGGACGUUUCCACCAAGGUCGGCAGUGAUGAAGCGAUUUACCUCAUGGAGACGGGUCUGGGGCUUUGGCUGGCGCUAUUGAGACACGCCACGGACUACAGCGAAGGUUUACACAACCUCUUCCCGCGAAUCCCCGAGAUGCUCGACACAGACCUCGACAACCUCAAGCAGUCGAUGCUCAUCCUCGAGGCGCACGUGGUAAUCGGAGGCACCGUGUUCCUGCAAGCGCAUGGCCCUCUUGUCUGCACCUGCUUCUGCCGGGUUGUGGGGCAGGUCAAGCCCAAGGGAGCUGCAUUCGUGUCCCGCGCCUUAAACAGCGUUCUCAGAAAGUUCCCGGUGGAAGCCUCGAGGAUGCUUGAUGACGGUGGCGUAAUCCGCCAGGUGGCGGAGGCGUGUUUGGUGGGAGUUAACGACGGCAGUGACAGCUCCAGAGAGCCAGAUCUCGUCAUCGUGCAGCACAUUACCGUUCUCUGCAGGGUCCUGUUGGGCGCGCCCGCGACGCUACGCGGGGCAUUGCAGCAUCUGGCGGACUCGCACCCGGCAAGGUCCGGGGGACCAAACAGCACCAACGGCGGCGCAAGCGACGCUAAUCCUACCGCGAACCCGGACUGGCUGCUGGCUGAGCUGGUUGGGCAAAUGACCGCCCUUUUCGACUCCGCCGGGUAUAGCGAGGCUGGGGUAUGGAGAAGAAGGCUUUGGGCGAUGGCUCUCUUGAAACUACUGCCGUCAGCCAACAGCGGGGUCAUCAAGAACCUCGAUCAGAUUGUUAACAUCUGCGUGGACGUGCUGACGGAAGAGAGGGAAGACGGAGGAAAGAGGCUCAAGGAGAGCCUUGCUCAACCACCCGUAGGGGAACCGGACAGCGCAUCUGCCUCCGAACCAAAUCUCCUCCAUUCGAGGCUCCUGGAGGCAUUACAAGCCGACGUUGCCGUAACAACGGACUUGAAGGGUCUGGUCAGAGCGAGCAUGGAUGCUUUGCGGGCGACGCUUGGGGACCAGGGUUGGCAGGUAGCAGUUGAAACGGUCGAGCCGGUGGUUUUGAGAGAACUACAGCGAAUGGUGGCGUAGCCUAUACCGUAUUGAAGAACAACUAGACUGAUUUUUAGUCACAUGAUUUCUUACGGUGUGUUCUACCCUAUUGUCGAUGUGAACAAGUCCAACAUUUUGGCUGGUUUGGGAGUGACUGGUGAAGGGCGACAAAAAGAAGUGCUUGCUCCCGAUGGAUUUU
This is a messenger RNA of Ectocarpus siliculosus, 3583 nucleotides long. The record is from the annotation of a GenBank genome assembly. Lineage: Eukaryota; Phaeophyceae; Ectocarpales; Ectocarpaceae.